CGGGGCUCCCUCCCUCCUUCCCGGUGUCCGCUCCUGCUGCUGUCCGCCCUUCCUCCCCUCCCCCGGCCCAGCCGGCCGCCCCCUCCCCCAGACGCGCACGCUCCGCCUGGCAGCUGGCGCCCCGGGCCUGGGGCCGCGGUGGCGAGAGGGGUUUGCAGGGAGGGCGGGAGCGAGUGAGCCGGGAGGGAGGGAGGCCGCCCCCCGCGCCCCUCCUCCUCGCCCUCCUCCACGGCCGACGGUCCCUCCUCCCGCCCCCUCCCUCCUCCUCUCUCCUCCCUCCCUCGCAAAGACAUCCCCGCACGGCCCGGCCGCCGCGGCCACCUUCCCUGCCCCGAGCUGCAGAUGUGGCGGAGCGGCCGGGCGCCGGGCGGCCGCGCCAGGGGAGCCCGCGCCCCGUGAGCCUCGCGCCCGGGCCCCCUCCCGCCCCGGCCCUCCCCCUCGCCCGCCCCCCGCUGUCCCCCGACCGCCGGAACCCGCAGCCGGAGCCAGUCAGCCCGGCCGCAGAGGUUCCUGCCUGAAGACCAGCUGGGUACCCUCUCUGACCCUCCACAUCACCAUGCACUCCUUGGACGAGCCGCUUGACCUAAAGCUGAGCAUCACCAAGCUCCGGGCGGCGAGAGAGAAGCGGGAAAGGACACUGGGUGUGGUCCGGCAUCAUGCUUUGCAUAGAGAGUUGGGCCUGGUGGAUGAUAGCCCCACGCCUGGCUCCCCAGGCUCCCCCCCACCGGGCUUCCUGCUGAACCCCAAGUUCCCUGAGAAGGUAGAUGGACGCUUUUCCACAGCCCCCCUGGUGGACCUCAGCUUAUCACCACCGUCUGGACUGGACUCUCCAAAUGGCAGCAGCUCCCUGUCCCCUGAGCGCCAGGGCAAUGGCGACCUGCCGCCAUUGCCUACUGCUGUGGAUUUCCAACCACUUCGCUAUUUGGAUGGUGUCCCCAGUUCUUUCCAGUUCUUCUUGCCCCUGGGCUCUGGGGGAGCUCUGCACCUACCUGCUUCCUCCUUCCUCACGCCCCCCAAGGACAAGUGCCUCUCACCAGAGCUGCCCCUGGCAAAGCAGCUGGUGUGUCGAUGGGCCAAGUGUAACCAGCUCUUUGAGCUCCUCCAAGACCUGGUUGACCAUGUCAAUGACCACCAUGUCAAGCCGGAACAGGAUGCUCGGUACUGCUGCCAUUGGGAGGGCUGUGCCCGCCACGGCCGUGGCUUCAAUGCCAGCAGGUACAAGAUGCUCAUCCACAUCCGGACUCAUACCAAUGAGAAGCCACACCGAUGCCCCACCUGCAACAAGAGCUUCUCCCGCCUGGAGAACCUGAAGAUCCACAACCGCUCCCACACAGGUGAGAAGCCCUACGUCUGCCCCUACGAGGGCUGCAACAAGCGUUACUCCAACUCGAGUGACCGAUUCAAGCACACCCGUACCCACUACGUAGACAAGCCCUACUACUGCAAGAUGCCUGGCUGCCACAAGCGCUACACGGACCCCAGCUCACUGCGCAAGCACAUCAAAGCCCAUGGCCACUUUGUGUCUCAGGAGCAGCAGGAGCUCCUACAGCUGCGCCCACCCCCGAAACCACCACUGCCCACUUCCGACAGUGGCUCCUAUGUCAGUGGAGCUCAGAUCAUCAUCCCCAACCCUGCUGCCCUUUUUGGAGGCCCCAGUCUACCUGGCCUGCCCUUACCCCUGGCCCCUGGUCCCCUUGACCUCAGUGCUCUGGCCUGUGGCAAUGGUGGGGGUGGGGGUGGGGGCAUGGGCCCUGGGCUGCCAGGCUCUGUUCUGCCCCUCAAUCUGGCCAAGAACCCGCUGUUGCCCUCACCCUUUGGGGCUGGUGGACUAGGCCUACCUGUGGUCUCUCUCCUGGGUGGUUCUGCUGGUAGCAAGGCUGAGGGGGAGAAAGGUCGUGGGUCACUGCCUGCCAGGGUCCUGGGCCUAGAGGACCAUAAGCCUCCCCUGGAAAGGACGGAGCGCAGCCGCUCCCGGCCAAGCCCUGAUGGACUCCCCUUGCUACCGGGAACUGUACUGGACCUGUCCACAGGCAACUCAGCAGCCAGCAGUCCAGAGGCGCUAACUCCUGGCUGGGUGGUCAUCCCUCCAGGGUCUGUGCUGCUCAAACCAGCUGUGGUAAACUGAACCUGGGCUACCCAUCUACCAGCUGUGACAGCCCAGCUACCUACUGUGGGCUCAUCCCCUGACGAACAGAAACUAUUCUGCGAAAUAGCAAUAAUAUCCUACUGUUUCAGGGGCCCAAGUGUCUGCUUCCUGGGAAGCUGCAGCCCCAGACAAACUGGGUAGCAAGGAUGGUGCUAGCUAGGUCUUUGAUGGCUCCAGAGUGCGGACUUAGCUUGGACCUGUUGUCCAAGGAGGCCAUGCUUUUGGAUGCUAAGGCCUCACUUGCCUCCAUUCCCUAGCACAUCAUUUGGGGGAGGCCUUCCUCUGCCUGUCCUCCAAGGACCUCUAGUCCUGCCUCUUGCUCUGGUACAUUCCUCUCUGUGAGCAGUCUGGGCAGGUUGUUAUUCCUCCCUGCCUUACUACUUGUCAAGUGAGAAGCCCUCAGUGAUCAUACACCCAUGCUUGGGAAUUCCUUAGACUCCUUUCCCUCUGGCACACCCCCUGGAGGGAGAGCAAGACAGACACAGGCCAAGCUACAGGAAAAAGCUGCCUUUUCCUACCUACUGCUAUGACAAGGUGUUUCCCUGCUUACUUAGCAGAGAAGCCUGCUGCCAGUGCCCCCUUCUGCCGGCGUCAGCACUGCCAAAGGGUUGGCAACGCUUUCUAAAGAAGGGGUAGCUGAGCACUCACCUUUCCCUCGGGAGUGUACAGGCAGGUUCAAAGGAUCAUUGCACUGGUCCAGUCCAGCUUGGGUUGGCCUGGCAGGGUUAUCCUGCAGAAGCCUGGCUAUCCUGUAGCAAUCUACACCAGUGGACUACCAGGCUUGGGAAGCAGCUACAGGUUUGGGGGUUACAAAGUCAUGGAAUGCAGGAAGAACUGAUUCAUCAGACUGGAGCUUUCUAGAAACCAAGAACUGAAGCCCAUGGGUGUGAGGGAGGCUAGGUAGCCAAGAACAGCUCUUGGAGGACCAACUGCCUGCUAGGGAAAAGCUGACUUGAGAGUGGACUGGGCAUGUGACAAGGUUGUUUUCUUUGACUUUCCAGUUGAGUCCCUUUCCUGGUGGUGCCUCUUUUGCCCACAAGCUCUAUCCAAGCUGGCUCCCCCAGGGCUUGUACUAUUCAGAAUAAGGUCUAGCACUGAUGUAGGGCUAGAAAGCCAAGGACAUUGGAGGACUGUAGUCUACAGCUCCAUAAUGUGCCAGCUUGGGCCUCUUGCUGCCCUCUGUACUAUGAUGCAGAGUGGCUAAGCUCCUCCUCUCCCCAUCUGUACAACAAGAGUUGCUGGGAUGGUAGGGUCCUCAGUAGCUCUGUGGUUCCUCUGAGCAGCUUGCCUGUUUUUUCCCAGACUGCCCUUCUGUUUCAGAAGGGUCACCCUGACCUGACCUGCCCGGCUGCUGGGCUUAGGACCCCAGCCCUGAUAGGGCUCGGCUGUGCUGGCUCUACCCCUUGAAGGGGCUGUGAGCAAGUUAAGGAGCUGGUCUCCUGUCUUCGGGUCUACCCAUGAUCCAAGCAGCCUCUUGGCUCCUUUAGGGCCCUAGGCCUUACUUAGGUCCCUGGCUAGGAACUGGGUUUGAGACUCAAGCCUGAGAGCAGAGGAACAGGGCACUGGAAGGUGACAUUAGCUCAGCAUGUGAUUCAGUGAUAGACCAGGCUUGGAAGGGCCGGUGUACUUGUCAGUUUGUUGUUGCACAUUCCAGGACAUCAGUAUUUUAACAGGUUCUAAGUGCCUUUCUAUUGUAGCUUAUGUUUUUCCUCCUUUUGGCUCCAUUGCUGUUAGCAUAGAGUUUAAAAAAAAAAUAAGCUAAUGACUAUAACAAUUUAUUUCCUCCAUGUGAGAGGAAGUUUAUAAAGAAACAAUAAAAGUGAGUUGCAAAGAUGGUUUCUGCAUCUUAGAUGUGCCAGGAGCUGGGUCACUUGCUCUGUGCCUGGUCGUGGGCACCCCCUAAAGACCUGGCCUGGAGCUUUCCCCUCAACCUGCCACUCUAAGGAAGAGAUCAGAAGGCCCACCCACUUGGGACUACAAAGGGAAGACCUGGAAGGGUAGGUAGUAAGGAACAAUAAGAUACAGAUUAUUCUCAACUACAAGGCCCAGGCCUUGGUCCAAGCAAGAGGCUGGCCAAAGCCGCUUCCUGCUACACAUGGAACAUUCUGACCAAAUCACUGAAAGCAGUAUGCAACUCCAGCUGGAGUUCUGAGGCUAGGGGUUCUUUAUCUUGAGGGAAGGCAUGGGCAGACCCUUGGUCUCCUCAGGACUGUGUGGUAGAACACAUAGGAGGGAACAAAGCCUCUAACAGAUCCUGGCCAGGCUUCUAAAGUGGGUAUGUGGCUGUUCACCAACAUCCCACCCACCAGGCUGUCAAAGCUGCUGCUGCCCCCUGACUCUUUCACAGCCCCAAAGAGGAAGUGAGCGACCUUCUCAAAUAGGAAUAUAAGCACUGGAGAAACAUGGAAAAGACAUUUAUUACCAAGCUAUAAAUUAUGAGGCAAUGGGUGGGGUGGAGUGUGCCCAGCAGUCACGUUUUGGGCAUCUGCCCUUUCUUUC
Chionomys nivalis (European snow vole) is the source of this 4645-nucleotide messenger RNA. It is a transcript of the gene Glis2, whose product is annotated as GLIS family zinc finger 2. The coding region runs from base 557 to 2125 and encodes 522 amino acids. Gene Ontology annotation, molecular function: DNA-binding transcription factor activity, RNA polymerase II-specific; RNA polymerase II cis-regulatory region sequence-specific DNA binding. Lineage: Eukaryota; Metazoa; Chordata; Mammalia; Rodentia; Cricetidae. The record is from RefSeq and is a predicted model, not a curated record. Gene Ontology annotation, biological process: smoothened signaling pathway; regulation of transcription by RNA polymerase II. Gene Ontology annotation, cellular component: nucleus. The transcript is spliced from 7 exons.